Molecule: messenger RNA, 588 nt
Organism: Cantharellus anzutake
Lineage: Eukaryota; Fungi; Basidiomycota; Agaricomycetes; Cantharellales; Hydnaceae
Exons: 3
Coding region: 1-588 (195 amino acids)
Source: RefSeq, a predicted model, not a curated record
AUGACAGUGGGAGCUUCUUUGCGAGGAAUGUUCAACAAGAAUGACUUCGUUCUGGUGCCAGAACGAGAAGUACUUGACAGGUAUAUGGAUGCGCUGGAGGAGGAAGGACUGAGGUUGGUGGCGAAAAGAGAGAAAUUCCCAUCGUUAAAUGAGACCGAUGUUUUCAAAUACGAGCUAGUUGUGCUUGGAAAAGCAAUGCAUAGUAUCGCACUUUGUGUCCAAGACAAUAUAUCCGAACAUCCGACAGCGUCAGAUUUCACUAUCCACACCACUCCUUUCAAAAAUCUUCCAAUAUUUAAGAGUCAUGUACGACCACACUUUGUGAUCUUCCAUAGUGGGAAAGCAGUUGGGGAUCUGGAUUACCAAACGAUAAAGGAAUGGGAUUCACAGGACCCGAGACUCAUCGAUAUGUGGAAGUUAUACACGGCAUGGAUCCAAAAGCCACCUUCCACCGAGGAUGAAGGCGGUGAGGACAAGGGAGAUGAGGAUAAGGAACCACUGGGGAGAGAGUUGCGUAGUAGAUUUGAGAAGUCUCCAACUUUAAACAGCAAGUCUGGUGGGCAGGGGGAACAAGAGAGGGUGGGGUGA